Messenger RNA from Planococcus citri (citrus mealybug), 1091 nucleotides. RefSeq names its product U3 small nucleolar ribonucleoprotein protein IMP4. Gene Ontology annotation, molecular function: rRNA primary transcript binding; snoRNA binding. Gene Ontology annotation, cellular component: small-subunit processome; nucleolus; Mpp10 complex. Gene Ontology annotation, biological process: rRNA processing. The record is from RefSeq and is a predicted model, not a curated record. Lineage: Eukaryota; Metazoa; Arthropoda; Insecta; Hemiptera; Pseudococcidae. The coding region runs from base 132 to 1055 and encodes 307 amino acids. The transcript is spliced from 3 exons.
CAAAAAAAAAAACACAAACACGUUUCCCCGCAAUGUGCGAAUUUUUACUGAUAAAAUUUCGAACUUUCGAAGAAAAUGUAAGUUUUUGAUGUAAAAUACUAAUUAACAAAGUUUUAAAUCCUGCAGUCAUCAUGUUCCGUCGACAAGCCAGACUGAGACGAGAAUAUCUGUACAAAAAGUCGCAAGAAAUCAAGGAUAAAGCCAUACAGAAUAAAAAAGACAGGUUGAAAAAGAGUUUGGAUGAAAACACUCGUAUUCCAACAGAAUUACAGAAGGAUGCACUCAACCUACAAAAAAGACUGAAAUGGCAAGAUCUUGGACCAGAACUGGCAGAAGAAGGAGGCGCAAGUAAAUCACACGAAGAUGACGAAUAUCGAUGGGCAGGUGUUGAAGAUCCCAAAGUUAUGAUUACCACUUCAAGAGAUCCUUCUUCCAAGUUGAAGCAGUUCGUGAAAGAAAUACGACUUAUUAUUCCAAAUUCGCAACGAAUGAAUCGUGGUAACUACGAAAUGAAACAGCUAGUGAAUGCUUGUCGAGCCAACGAUGUUACAGAUUUCAUAGUCGUUCACGAACAUCGAGGAGUUCCUGAUGGUCUAGUGAUAUCUCAUUUACCUUACGGGCCUACUGCGUAUUUUACUCUGUCUGACGUUGUAAUGAGACAUGAUAUCGAAAACAUCGGCACUAUGUCAGAGCAAUACCCUCACUUGAUAUUUCACAAUUUCAAAUCAACAUUGGGAGAACGUGUUAUGAAUAUUUUAAAAUACUUGUAUCCAGUUCCAAAAGAGGAUAGUAAACGAGUUAUUUCAUUCGCCAAUCACGACGAUUACAUUUCUUUCCGACAUCAUGUUUAUAAGAAGGUAGAUGGUAAAAACGUCGAAUUGACCGAAGUAGGCCCUCGUUUUCAAAUGAGAUUAUACGAAAUUAAACUAGGCACGAUUGAUAUUGCAGAUGCAUCCGAUACAGAAUGGGCACUUAGGCCUUACAUGAAUACCACGGUUAAGAGACGUUUUUUGUCUGAUGACGACGGAUGGGUCGUAGAAGAAGAAAAAUUAUAAUUUGUAUUUUGUAAAAUAAAGUUGUUUUGUACCUAA